AUGCUGCGCUCCGACUCCAUGAAACAAGGGCCGCCCACGGAAACCGGGCCGCGCUGGAAAAGCCAGGCCUCGCGGCACGGCUGGAAAACUGUGCAUGACGUCACUUUCUUCGCCGACCGUAGGUGUAGUGACAUAACGAUGAGUCAACGUUCCAAAUUUCGUAUUUUACCCACAAAAAUUUCAGAGCCAGUCACUGGUAACCUCAACUUUUGCGGAUGGUUGCUUACCAUGUUGUCGUAUGUUAUAAUCGCCUUCACUUUUCCGAUCAGUGCCUUCUUUUGUAUCAAAAUUGUUCAGGAAUAUGAGAGAGCGGUGAUUUUUCGACUAGGAAGACUACUGCCCGGAGGGGCGAGAGGGCCAGGUAAGGCGACAAAAAAAACAUCUUUUGUAAUGAAAAUUUCUAUGCCCAAAAUCAAGAACCUUCCUUUCCAAAUACACCUUGGUGAUUUUCAGGGCUUUUCCUCGUCAAUCCAUGCAUCGACUCAUAUCGCAAAGUGGACCUUCGAACGCUCUCUUUCGAUGUGCCACCUCAAGAAGUAGGUCACCAUACCGUAUUUUACAAAAUUUUAAAGUUUUAAAAAUUGAAGCUUUUUUUACAGAAUUGCACCAAUAGAUAGGAAAGGUAUAAUAAAGAUCAGAGAACCUCAAAUUUGGUGUCAAAAUGAAGGAUAGACACAAAAAAUAUUGCGGAUUUUGAAGAGAGAGGCAUGCUCGGAUGGGCCUCUUCAAAAUAAGAAAUAUUUUUCAUCUCUCUACGACAUCUUUUGAUAGCAAAUUUAGGGUUACUUGAUCUUUUUUUACCUUUCCGAUAGGUGCAAAAUUUUAACAAAAAAGACCCCAAUUUUUAAAACUUCAAAUUUUGUAAACAAGGGGAGCACUAUACCAACCUAUUAUUUUUCACCUAACCAUCCCAAACCCCCUUUCAGAUCCUCUCCAAAGACUCGGUAACCGUCGCUGUAGAAGUUGUGGUAUACUUCCGCAUAUCAAAUGCGACAAUUUCGGUUACAAAUGUGGAGGAUUCCAGUCGCUCCACCAAAUUGUUGGCGCAAACCACAAUGCGAAAUAUUUUGGGUACAAAAACGCUGGCGCAAAUGCUUUCGGACCGGGAGAUCAUCUCGCUGCAGAUUCAGGAGACCCUAGACGAAGCCACAUAUCCCUGGGGAGUGAAGGUGGAACGAGUGGAAAUAAAGGAUGUCCGGCUGCCGGUUCAGCUGCAACGCGCAAUGGCUGCGGAAGCUGAGGCAACUCGAGAGGCUAGAGCUAAGGUAGGACGCUGGAAACUAUUAUUGACCAUGUCCUAGGAUAGUUUAUUAUCUAUCUUGAGGUAUUUUACAUGUAUUACAGCGAUAAUACCCACAUAAAACAAAAUGACCUCCUUUUUUUGGAGCAAGUUUCGAUCCUUGCUAUGUUACAAUAGCUCAGGAUCCCUAAUACAACCCCUAUUUGCAGGUAAUCGCCGCGGAAGGAGAGCAACUCGCCUCGAAAGCGCUAAGCGAAGCCGCAUCAGUCAUUUCCCAGUCCCCAUCAGCUAUUCAUUUAGCUUUAUUACAAACGUUGAAUUCCAUAUCCGCCGAAAAGAAUCAAACCAUCGUUUUGCCCAUCCCAAUGGAACUGAUCCGAGCCGUUCAGCGAUGGCAAACGUAGGUUGUCUCCCGAAGUUUUUUGGUAAAUUACGCAUCAUUCGUUGUUCAAGUAUUAAAACCGUUUUUUCAGCCGGAAACCCUCUCAUAAACUGGCAUAA
This is a messenger RNA of Bursaphelenchus xylophilus (pine wood nematode), 1741 nucleotides long. NCBI's taxonomy places the organism in Eukaryota, Metazoa, Nematoda, Chromadorea, Rhabditida, Aphelenchoididae. The record is from the annotation of a GenBank genome assembly.